GCGCCGCGCCGGCCGCCGGGUGUGAGAAAAGUUUGCCGAACGAGAAACGAUAUAAACGCAUUUUUCUCCGAUGCUGCGCGGCCGCCUCAUCAUCCAAGAUGCAACGGAGGAAAAUUCGUUGGAUUAUUCAGGUACCGGAGGAACCGCGGCACGUUGAGACCGUCGAGCAGCAAAUCUCAAGUACGAAAGAUGAGCGAGAAGACGUGCAAAAGAAGACGUUCGCCAAAUGGAUAAAUUCGCAGCUUCUCAAGAAUCAACACGAUCCGAUCAGCGAUCUGUUCAUCGACUUACGAGAUGGAAAUCGCUUGCUGUCACUCCUGGAAGUGCUCACUUCUAAGACUUAUAAAAGAGAACGCGGUCGGAUGCGAGUGCAUCAUCUCAAUAAUGUUAAUAAAGCGUUGCAAAUUCUUGAACAAAAUAACGUGAAACUUGUCAAUAUUAGUAGCAAUGACAUUGUCGAUGGUAAUCCUAAAUUGACACUUGGUUUGGUGUGGAGUAUUAUUCUUCAUUGGCAAGUACAUUAUCAUUUGAAAGAUCUAAUGACAGAAUUACAACAGACCAAUUUAGAAAAAACACUUCUUACUUGGUGUCGUCAAAACUCACAGAAUUAUCCUGGUGUUGAUAUUAAAAAUUUUACAACGUCUUGGUCGGACGGCUUAGCGUUUAACGCAAUCUUACAUAAAUGGAAACCUCACUUGUUUGACUUCAAUAAUAUCGCGCGUAAGCAUCCAAAUGCUAGAUUGGAUCAUGCUUUUCGGCUCGCACAAGAACAUCUUGGUAUUGAACGUCUUUUGGAUCCCGAAGAUGUCAAUACUUCAGUACCGGAUAAAAAGUCCAUAAUGAUGUACGUUAUGUGCCUCUUUCAAUCGUUACCACAUUCGGGGGACGACAUUGGUGAACUAGAUCUUUCAAUCGCAAGUGACAGCACUCCAGUUAGUCCCGUUACAACACCAGGCACAGAGACUACUUUAACGUUCGGCAAUUUCGGAAUGCCAGCAUCUCGCCCGAUGAGUUUAGCUACAAAUGUUUCCGUCGAGCUUGGCGGCUAUCAGGUUGCGCUUGAAGAUGUUCUAACGUGGCUUUUGGAAGCAGAAGAUAAAUUGAAUCAUGCCCCCGAGCCGGGCUCGACUCUAGACAUACUGAAACAACAAUUCCACGAGCAUGAAACCUUCUUGAUGGAACUAUCCGGUCAUCAAGAUGGAGUAGGAACUGUUCUGGAGGAAGGUGCAAGAUUGUUAGCUGAAGGCGGAUUGCAUAAAGAUGAAGAGCACGAAGUUCGUGUGCAAAUGUCUUUACUAAAUUCUCGUUGGGAAGGACUUCGAAUGCGCGCCAUGGAAAGGCAAACAAGAAUUCACGAAGUCUUGAUGCAAAUGCAACAGGCUCAGUUAGAUGCGUUACGACAAUGGUUGACAAUAACUGAAGAUCGAAUUUCGUUGAUGGCAGCAACCGAAUUAAAUCCAUCAACCGUCGCGGAACAACUGAAACAUCUUAACGAAUUAGAACAAGAUAUUCAUGCGCAACAAGACGUAGUCGACGGUAUGAGGAACAUGGUGGUGGUUGUGGACGAAGAAAAUUCCGAGGCUGUUUAUGCGCAAAUGGAAGACCAAUUGUCUGCUCUCGGUGAACGCUGGAGUCACAUCUGCCGGUGGAAAGAGGAGCGGCGCCAGCGAUUGGAAUCUUUAUCUACGUUUUGGCAAAAUAUUACUGAUGAUUACAAAAGGCUGGUAGCAUGGUUGAACGAAACAGAAAUUACACUAAAGCAAAUGGAAGCUAACCCGGCAUCCGAAUUUGGCGAAGUAUUAGACAGAAUAAAGAAAUUGCAAGUUCUUAAAGCAGAAAUGGAUAUAAAUCAGAAGAAAUUAACAUCUCUACAAGAAUCAAUUCAGGAUUUAGAUGGUAACAGCUCGUCUUUAGAAUACGCGGAUAUUUUGGAAAAGAUCGAAAAUCUGCAAGAUCGAUGGGAAGCCGUUGGACAAAUCAUGGAAGUACAAUCCCAAAGGAUAACAAAUUCUGGAUUUGAGUUCGAUUUAAAAUCCAAAGAGAACAUAACAACUAUUAAAGGAAACGAAUGGAUGUCCGAAACGGUAACAAGUAUAGCAUAUAAAGAAGAGAUUACUGCAACAUCAACACCACAUAGUGAUUCAAAGAAACGGCGUGUUGAUAAUACUACUAAACAUGAGUUUGAAUCGGCAUUACUUCAACUAUAUAAAUGGCUGGAUUACGUCGAUUUAGAAAUUGGCCGUUCGGAAGGAAUGUUUGACGAAUUAAGCGUGGAAGAGAAGAAAGUUGUCUAUAAAGAUACUCUUACAGAUAUGGAUUCGCAUAAAAAUGAAUAUGAUAAAGUUCUUGAAAUUGGUAAACGACUUAUCGAUGAAUUAAAAAAUGCGAACGAGUCCACUGAAGAAGAAGAAUCCAAGAUUAAAGACAUACAAAAUUGUUGGACAGCGACAAAUAAUCGUCUUCAUGAGAUAAAGAGACGCAUAGAUUAUCUGGAGGAAGUAAAGAAAUUCCGGACUGAACUAGCUAGUCUAAAUUUGAUGUUGGAAAGUUACACCAAGUGGUUUGAUACAAAUAAAGAAAACAAUCAAAUAGAACCAUUUAGGGUUAAAAUAAAAUCAAUGAAAUCCCAUGAUGAGCGCAUAAGAAAGAUACUUGAAAAAGCAAAAGAAUUGUCAGAAAAUCAAGUUGCUGUUACAGAAACUACUAAUAUGGACGCAGACGUAAAAACUUUUUUGACUAAGUGGGAGAAUUUGUAUGCAAUGUUAUCCGAACGAUUGACUGAAAUAACUAAUUCCAUUGAUCGAACACCGCCUAAAAAAUACAUUGAGGCAGUCACCAAUCUGAUAUCGUUUAUUAAUAAUGUGGAAAGUGUUCUAUUGUCAGAACAUAUAAUUAUGUCAGACGAGAAAAUUAUGGAAGAGCAAAUAAAAAGAUUUAAAGAUAUACAAAGCUCGUUAAAAGAACAGGAAGAAACUUUCAAAUAUGUUAACUCUACUGGACAAGAUUUAAUAGCGAAGAUAAAUGAUGAUUCUUCAGGACAGCGACUUAAAGAUGAAUUGCAAGAUUUAAAUACUAAAUGGAGUGAUAUUCCUAUCAUUUUGGAAGAGAAACAACAGACUCUUACCAAAAAUAUUACAAUUUUGCAAACGUUUAAUACUGAACAUUCUACUUUUGAAUCUUGGUUGGAAAAAUCAUUAUUGUAUCUAGAAAAUUUAUCUAAAGACAACAUUAUGGAUAAUGUCGAAAAAAUGGAGCAUAAAUUAGAGCAAAUUCGUUUGUUUUCUCAAGAAAUAGAUAAAACAAAACCGCAAUUAGAAGCACUUCGAUUAUUGGCAAAUAGAAUACUCGAAAAAUCUGAACCUAAUUUUGCAAGCCUGUUAAAUAGCAAAUUGGAAGCUGUAACAUAUAAAUGGAACACAAUUGUUAACGAGGCUAAAAGUUUAAAUGACAAAUAUGAGAGUACUUUAAAGAAAAAUGAUAACAUUAUUAAUGGUAUAGAGGAUUUUACAAAGUGGCUGUCAAGUUUAGAAAAGGAGAUACCAAUAGAGUCAAGAAUAACAUCUUCAGUUGAGCUGUUUCAAGUUCGUGGUCGAUAUCAAGCGCUGAAAGACAACAUUGACAAACGAGUGGAAGAAUUUAGAAACUUGAACGAAAUGGGAAAUGAUAAACUAUUAAGUUCAGAAGGAUCAUCCGUUCAAGAACUUGGUAGACGCUUCACUUUCUUAAAUGCACGAUGGACGGAUGUUACAGAUCGUAUAUACGAACGCUAUAGACAUUUACAAAAUGCUAGUCAUGAGUACGGGGAAUUUCGUGCUUUAGUGGCACAAGAAAGUGAUUGGUUGGAUAAGUUAGACAAGCGAUUAAAAAAAUCGCCUAAAACUGCUGCAGACGCCGAAGAAAUUUCGGAAGAGCUGGAUGAUUUAGAAAAUUACAUACGAAAUCAUCCGGAAUCUAGACUUGAGAAAAUUCAAGAAAUUGGUAAACAACUUAUUGACAGUAAUAUUAUGACUCAUUCUAUUGAAACAGACGUAGAGGGAUUAACAAAUCGAUGGGAAAACUUAAACAAGCAGGCAGGGCAACGGGCCAAGCUGUUGGAAGGAUCAGUGAAGCAAGCCCAACAAUCGGAAGGGCGUAUCCUUGCCCUUCAGCAUUCUUUAACACAAAUAGACUCCGUACUAACUGCACGUCUUGAUUGCGACCUCACUGCUGAUGAUUUGCCUCACGAUUACCAGAAAUUAAUGGAAGAAUUGGAACAACAGCGUGCUACGCUCGAGGAAAUGGCAUCACAAAUUGAAUCGUACAAAGCUUCUGGUAAACAAGAAGCGGCACUUCGACUCCAAGAACAAAUGUCCCUAAUUGAACAGAAAUAUGUUAAAGUGCAAAGAAAGUUUCAACGCUUUCGUUGUCCGACCAAUAUAGAACCUAGAUUAUCGAGAGCUUUACGAGAACUCAGGGGAAUAGAAGAAGCAACUUGUUUGCUAGAAUUAUCAUCGGCAGAUCCCGAAGUCAUCGAGGGUCAAUUAAAACAUUGUCUGCGUUUUUAUCAGACUUUAAGUGAGAUUAAAAGUGAAAUUGAAUGUAUAAUCGUAACUGGAAGAAAAUUAGUCGAAGAUAAAGCGGUUCCCGAACCAGAUAAAUUUUCAAAGCGAAUUGACAUGUUAAAGGAAUUAUAUAAUAAGCUUGGUCUUCACAUAACGGAAUUUAAAUCUAUAUUAGAAUCGGCAUUAGAUUUAUCACGCGACAUGCAUAAAAAUAUGGCGUAUGUUAAUAUGUCUAUCGAAAGCAUAAAUAAGGAACUAGAUACGCAAAAAAGCAUGCCCGAUUUGCCGGUAAAUGCGAUAUAUGUACGAGAGACUCUAACUGAAGUAAUCCCGCGUCUCAAUGUUAUAAGAGACAAAUUAUUUGUAUCGCAAAACCAAUUCUCAAAAUUAUGCGAUCCUAUGUAUCUUAAGGAAAAAAUGUCCGAUGUAAUUAUGAGAUUAGCUAAUACAGAAAAGAGAUUGCGACUUUGUCAAGGUUCAGAGGAUGAACCUAACGUUGACGAAAUAAAUGCGUGGCUUCUACAAGUUGAAGAGAAGUUAAAUAAAUUAGAUGCAGUUCCAAUUGAUCAACUUACAGAACAUCACUUUGAACAGUGCAAGGCUGUGCAAAGUGAAAUGAUAGAAGCAAAACCGAAAGUUAAUCAGCUUCAACGUUAUGCGUUUUAUCCCCAAGUAGCCGAAGUAUGUGAAAAAUGGGAAGACAUCUCUAACAGAAUACAAGAAUGGAUCCACAAAAUCACAGACAAUUUGUUAAUAAAAAGUAAAGCAGAAGCUUCUAAGGGGAGAGACAAUUUUGGACGCAAUAAAUUAUUUAAACAGCUGGAACAAACUUCCGCACAUCCUGCCAAAAAAGAAAACAAAUUAAUAGAUGAGAAUAAUGAAAUUUACGGGAUAGGAUAUUUUAAUCCUGCAUUUGAUGAUAAUCAAUGUGCUGUUGUUAAUACGCCUGAAAGCUCGCCCACUGAUGUGCCUCAUCGAAGCAGGAAGUCUUCCGCUAAGUCGGAAAAAGUAAAAACUAGAAUUGUUGACGUUAGUAGAACGGUUAGACGCAAAUUAGACAUGAGUUCCGUCCCCGAUGUUGUUCAAACAUCUCAACCACAAGUUGUUCAGAUUGACGACGACUUGUCUUCACCCUGUUCCGAUACGGACAUGCAUGUGACUGAUGAGGAAGAAUUCUUUCUGUCCAAAAACAGUAAAUUAUUCUCUCAGGUAUCUAGCAAUACUUUGACAGCAACAGAGACGAAGAUGGACUUUAGCGCAGCUUGCGCACAGCAGAACCCAUUUCGAAUUGUAGAAGUGAAAGAAAUGGAAAUUGUAAAAUCAAUAGCGUCACCCGAAGAUCAUGUAAUCUUGCCGAGUGCUAAUGUCAGUGUCGGAUUGAUGCCGCAAGUAGUCGAAAGGGUGGAAAUUGUUGAAGAUACCGAGACAGAGGCUGAAUCGAUUGAUACUGAUACGGAAGACAAGGAAGUUAAAGGAAAAACAUCUUCUACCAGUACUGCGGAACAGAUUGUUAAGAAAAAAGAACUUGUGCCAAUUUUAAAAAAGAAAGCUUCAAUUGAACCUUCUGCGCGAAAUAUUAAAAGACUCAUACUAAAGUUAGAUUUAGACACUGAUCAGGAAACUGUUACCGAUUCGAAUAAAAGUACAUUUUCUAACGAUGCACUAUUAAGAAAGGAAGAGGUCGACGCAGGAUUUUCAAAUGCUGAAUGUAGUAAGGUAGAUCAACAAUUAAAAGAAAGAUCAAAUAAAUCACCUAAGAUAACAUCCUCAUGGAAAGAUAUAGAGAGUGUAGCGGAGUAUCUUAUAUUAGAUGAUAACGAAGAAAUUGAGAAAUCUGAUGUAAAAAUUAGUGAACAAACAGAGUGUGUUACGGCACAGAGGUCAGUCGCGAUGCAAGGAGACAGGAAUAAUCAGAAGAAAAUGACAUUUGAGAAAAGUACUGAACAUUCUGUAAUACGUGAAAAUAUUGGUAACGCGAGUCGUAGCGAAGAAGAGAAUCUAUAUAAAAAGUCACCAUUGCUGAAACGUAUAAAGUCUCUAUCAAAAGAUGACACGUUAGAAGAUUGCGAAAGCUUUUACGGUAGCGAUAAGGAAACAGACGAUGCAUUAAUAUUUUCGGACGAUACAGAAAUUGAUGUUGGUAGUUCCAGUUCAGAUGGAGAGGAUACUAAUUUAGGAGAGCAUGUUGAGCACCUCUUGGACAAGAUGAAAGUUGAGAGAUCUCGGCCAGUCAUGCAACAUAAAAUGGAAACAAAAGCUGUUCAUGAGAAACCGUUAUUCAAAAAUCCGAUGGUUGUCUCUCGAACAGCGUUAGAGAAAAAUAUUUUGGAAUUUGAACAGUUAGCACAAAUGAUGCUAUGCAGGAUGGAUGUUAUGUUGAUGAGUAUCAGUGGUAUCUCUAAUGAGAAAGAUCCUACUAAACGUCUUGAGAUAUUGAAAAGUGAGAUUAGUACUCUUGCCCCAGAUGCAGCAGCUUUAAUCAGUAAGGGAGACGGUUUAGUUAUGACGAUACAUAUGACUGAUCCUGCACGGGCAGAAAAAAUAAAAAAUGAACAUCAAGAUAAGCUGAGAAGCAAAUGGCACCAAGUUAUGGCGGAAAUUGAAACGCGCAGAAAACAAGCACAAAAAGCGGAAGAAGUUCUACGACAAUAUAAUAACAUAAUUACGGAAUUUGAAGACUGGUUUAGAGAUGUACCACUGAAGCUCGAACAGGCUAACAAUUAUGAGGGUCAAUUGGAAUCAAUCAUUGAAGAAUUUGAUGCAAAACAAGUACAAAUACAUAAGCUGAAUGAGUUAGCUGCAAAGUUGGAAAAAUUAAAUGUUGGCUAUUCGAAAUCAGUAUGCUGUAGCAUUAAUAGCAGUUGGCAAAAAGUUAGUUCACAGCUCAAGAGAUUCAGUGGUAGCAAAGACAAGGACAAACACGUGACUGAUAAGAAAGUAGAAUUGGAUAUUGGUGGCGUUAAUCCGCAAGAGUUUAUCGCACGCAUCAGCAAAUUGAGAGAAGCAAUAGCGACCGUAUCGCGAUCUUUGAAUUCUUUGCCACUGAAUGGUAAAGAUUACGAGCUGUUUACAAGCCAAGAAGAAUGCUUAAAGAAAAUUAAUAAUGCUUUAAAUAUUUUGAAGCCAAGUAUCGACGAAGUAAAUUACGUUUGCGAAAGCGUCACGCGGCAAGCCAAAAGAGAGCAGUCUGAUCAAAUAAAACAUUUAAGCGAGAAAUUGCAAGACGAAUGGACGGGCGUUAGUCAGAGUUACAUGGAAAGACAUAACCGAUGGAUUAAAUGUUACGAAAAAUGGAGAGAACUUCAUAACACAUGCCAGACAUUUUCGGAAUGGUUAGAUAAGAUGGAAGACGCUUUAAAGAAGUGUCACGUUUUCAGUCAUUCUAAAGCAAGUAAAACGAAAACUUUCGAACUAGAACAAGAAGUUUCAAGAAUGCAAAGAACGUUAAAUAAUAUUAAUAUAAUGAGUACAGAUAUAUCUAGCCGAGCUUCCACUGAAGAUGUAAUAGAAUUACAGAGUAUAAUCGAAAAUAUCAAGCACCGUUGGAACAAUUUAGUAACCGAAAUAAACGCGCGAAAGGAAAAGAACUUUGCCAUGGAGAGAAAAGUGAACAACGACGGCAGGAUUUUGGAAACGGCGUAUAAUAUCAUAGAACAAGUGAAUACUCUUUUAGUAUCUGCAGCAAAUCCUUCAGACGAAACCUCAUUAUCGAUCCGACUAUCGUUAAUUAAGGCGAGGGAAGAAGAACUCCUAUCUCGGAAAAGAACUUUGCAAACCUUAGUAAGUCAACAUAACGUUCCCAGAGAAGAAGACGAGAGCAACAAACUUCUCGCGGAUAUGGACAAGGCUAACGCAAAUCUUUCGAACCACCGCGAAUACGUGGAAUGCAAACUUGCAUCGCUUAGAAAAUACAUCUGUACCCUGGAUGCUGUUAUGGCAUGGGUUAUGGAGACACGAACGCGAUUGAGCAUUUCUCAAGACCUGCCGCAGCACGAGCGUAAUGAAGUGAUUAAAAAUAUUAUGUCUAAAGUUGAAGAUCGCGAAAUGGAAGUAAAAGAUGUGUUAGAAAACUACACUAAUCUGGAAAAGGAGUGUGAAUCAGCAAAACAACCGGUUUCUGUAGAAUUGCAGGAGAAGCUGAAGAAACUAAGAGAAGACUGGCAGUUCGUAAAGUGUUACGGCGAAAAUGAAGUUUCAGCUGCAAUUUCUAUCGGGACUACAUCAAAAGAAGUGGAAAGGAGUGUAGGCAUCGCAGCACAGGGGGCGGCGGGUGCAGCUGCAGGGGGUUCUCGGGGGCUGUCACCCUCUCCCGCCCCCUCGUCACCGUCGACCCCCGUAGCGACUAGCAGCCCCUCUGCUUCCGUCUCCUCGGCUUCGUCUUCACCGUCACCCUCUACUUCAGCUUCCGCCCUCGUCGCGGGACUCGAUAAAUCAGUGCUUCAGAUACGUGACUGGCUUACGGUCGAAGAAGAGAUGUUACGACAACAAUCUGUGGUCGUCGGCGAUGUCGAUGAAAUCUUGCAUCUUCUGGACAAACAGAAGAACGUCUUACGGGAGCUGGAGCAAAAGAAACCGCAAUUGGACGAGUUGGUUCACACGGCCGAGAACUUACGCGCCGACACGAAUCGACAGCAGUUGCAUGGCAAGGUCACCAAGCUGAGGGAGCACUGGGAUGAGACGAAUUCAAAAGUCAUGCAAAGGAAGACGCAGUUGGACAUGAUGCUGGGCGACAGUCAACGAUAUGAGGCGAAGAGAAACGAGGUGGAGGUCUGGCUAGCACGAAUGGAAACUAGACUCGAGAGAAUGCGAGCUGUGGGGCACACCGCCGACGUACUCGAGGCGCAGCUCAAGGAACAAAAGUCGUUUCAUGCCGAGCUGCACCAGUACAAACAUCACAUCGAACUUUUUAAUCAGCUCACUCAGAAGCUGAUAGCGGUUUAUCAGCAGGACGAUACGACACGGGUGAAGAAAAUGACGGAAACGAUCAACCAGAGAUACAACAAUCUCAAUACGAGCAUCAUCAAUCGAGGGAAACUACUGCACUCGGCGAUGAACUCGCUCCACAACUUCGACCGGUCCCUAGACAAGUUCUUGGCCUGGUUGAGUGAAGCGGAGUCCACGAUGGAGGGAUUGGAAGCGGAAGCCGAUCGACUGGGUGGACGACGAGACCAGGGCGCGCUCAGACGACCGCAACAUCAGCUUAAGGAUCUUCAGUCGGAAAUAGAAACGCACCGAGACGUUUACGCAUCUUUGAACGGUACCGGACGAAAAUUAUUGAGUUCCCUGGCGAGUCAAGAUGACGCUGUUAUGCUGCAACGUCGAUUGGAUGAAAUGAACCAGAGAUGGCAUCAUCUGAAAGCAAAGAGCAUGGCAAUCAGAAAUCGAUUGGAGAGCAACACGGAACACUGGAACGCUUUGCUACUAUCGUUGCGCGAGCUCAUCGAAUGGGUGAUAAGGAAAGACACAGAGCUCACCGGUCUGGGACCCGUUUGCGGCGAUGUGGCUGCUCUACAAAAACAACAGGACGACCAUCGUGGCUUCAGGAGGCAGCUGGAGGACAAACGGCCGGUCGUGGAGAACAAUUUGCUGAGCGGCCGCCAGUACAUCGCCAAUGAGCCUCCGCUGUCGGACACAUCGGACUCCGAAGCAGGCAGAGAAUUGGACGGUGAUUCCAGGGGAUAUCGAAGCGCCGAGGAGCAGGCGCGCGAAUUGACGCGGAGCAUUCGCCGCGAAGUGAAUAAACUUUCCGAGCAGUGGAACGCUUUAAUCGAACGUAGCGAUGCGUGGAAGCGGAAACUCGACGACACCGCUAACAAAAUAUGUGUCUUCCAAAAGUCCCUCGAGGAUCUCUCCUCGCGGAUGGCCGCGGCCGAGGCGAUCCAAAGCGGCUGGCAGAAUCCAAACGACGCCAACGAAGCGACGGAACUGCUCGAGCAGUUGCAGAAAUUCGGCGAACGACUGGUACCAAUCCAGAGGAACAUCGAGGACGCGAACGACCAGGCGAGCGUCUUCGCAUCGAGCAGCGUCAUCGUUUCUCACGCUCUACUGGCGAAACUCGAAGAUCUGAACACCAGGUGGAAGGUGCUGCAAGUAGCGGUUGACGAGCGUUACAAGUUGCUAAGCGGAUUCGGGAAGGAUGGCAGCACUCCGGGUAGUCAGGCUUUCCUCGCGAGCAGCGUAGAACCACCAUGGGAGAGAGCCCUCACACCCGCCAAAGUGCCUUACUAUAUCAACCAUCAUUUGGAGACUACGCAUUGGGAUCAUCCGAAAAUGAUAGAACUGAUGUCUUCGCUCGCGGAUCUAAACGAAGUUCGCUUUUCCGCUUAUCGAACCGCCAUGAAACUGCGUACCGUUCAGAAGCGACUGUGCCUGGACAUGUUGAGCCUUUCCACCGCGUUGGAACAGUUCGAUUCACACGGGCUUCGGGCGCAGAAUGACAAACUGAUCGACAUCCCCGAUAUGGUAACAGUACUGACAUCGCUGUACGAAGUAAUCGCAGCAGAUAAUCCAACGCAGGUGUCGGUACCUCUAUGCAUUGACUUGGCCAUCAACUGGCUGCUCAAUGUAUAUGAUAGCCAACGAACCGGUCAAAUUCGAGUACUUUCGUUCAAAGUCGGUUUGGUUUUGUUAUGCAAAGGACAUUUGGAGGAGAAGUAUAGAUAUUUAUUCCGUUUGAUUGCGGAUCCCAAUAGGCUGGUAGACCAACGAAAAUUAGGACUUCUGUUGCAUGAUUGCAUACAAGUGCCGAGACAAUUGGGCGAAGUCGCGGCAUUCGGAGGUUCGAAUAUCGAGCCCAGUGUUCGCAGCUGCUUCGAGAAGGCGGGAAAAGAUAAGAACGAGAUAGAGGCCGUGCACUUUUUGAGCUGGCUGCAGCAGGAGCCACAGAGUAUGGUCUGGCUGCCGGUAUUGCAUAGAUUAUCCGCAGCGGAGACCGCCAAACACCAAGCCAAGUGCAACAUAUGCAAGGAGUAUCCUAUUAUAGGAUUCAGAUACCGUUGCUUGAAAUGUUUCAACUUCGACAUGUGUCAGAACUGUUUCUUCUCAGGACGCAAAGCAAAAAAUCAUAAGCUGACGCAUCCGAUGCAAGAAUAUUGCACGGCGACAACCUCCGGUGAAGACGUGCGCGACUUCACGCGAGCGUUGCGCAAUAAAUUCAAGUCCAAACGAUACUUCAAGAAACAUCCCAGAGUUGGCUAUUUGCCUGUGCAAACUGUCCUAGAAGGAGACGCGCUGGAAAGCCCGGCGCCGUCGCCUCAACACAGCUCGCUUAGCCAAGAUAUGCACUCUCGUUUGGAAAUGUACGCCUCUCGACUCGCCGAGGUUGAGCUGUCGCGUACAAGAAGUAACUCCACGCCGGACAGUGAUGACGAACAUCAGCUGAUAGCGCACUACUGUCAGAGUCUGAACGGUGGCGACAAUAUUAACGUACCCAGAAGUCCGGUCCAAGUCAUGGCAGCGAUCGAUGCCGAGCAGAGAGAGGAGCUCGAGGCGAUGAUACGUGAAUUGGAAGAGGAGAACGCGACAUUGCAAGCAGAGUACGAAAGAUUACGCUCGAAGCAAACGCCAGGUUCAACGCCAGAGGACGGUCACAGUACUAGGCAACCUGAUUGCGACAUGAUUGCGGAAGCUAAGCUGUUGAGGCAGCAUAAAGGAAGAUUAGAAGCGCGCAUGCAAUUACUCGAGGACCACAAUCGCCAAUUGGAGGCACAACUGCAAAGACUUAGACAGCUUCUAGACGAGCCAAACGCUUCUUCGCCAUCGAAGACCGGAACUUUACAAACCCGAAGUGUGACAGCAUCACAAUUAGCAACUGACUCUCCAGCAAAAAUGAAUGGCCAUUAUCAUGAUUCUCCAGGUGGAGGAAGCUCAAACGAGGGCAGAGUCAGCAGUUUAGAGAGGCCACCGCCACCGCCGCAUUCUCACAGCGUUAGUCACAAUGUGGGCAAUCUGUUGCACAUGGCAGGGGACUUAGGAAAAGCUGUGGGCGAAUUGGUGACAGUCAUGACGGAGGACGCGUCGAAGACGAACGGGCAACGGGCGCCGCCGCCGGCGUUCAAAUAACAAUUGUAUCACGACAUUCGUCCCGUUAGAAGCUAGAAGUCGGCUAGAUCGAUGCUAGAUUUAUUCGACAUCCAAACGUUGUAAACGUUUAAUCGUAAUUAUCGACCAAUAACAAGUCUGGCUCUAAACGCAUAUCAGAGACGAAUACACGGUAUAUCUGCCGCGCAAAUGCAGGGUCAGGGGACUCGCCUCUCACGGUGGUUUUGGGUAUUUUAUAAGUUUUGAUAUACGUCAUUGUAUAGCUGAAUUAUAACGAUAAGACGAUUAUGGUUUGGCUUUUGGCGGUCCCCUGAGAGUAACUUUACUACAUAUUGACAUGUCAUAUCAUGAAAACUAAUCGUAAUGAGAAAUCAAUUGUUAUGCUUGCUAUAGCUAAACUAUACAAAACGAAUAAGAGAUAUAAUGAGUAUAAAAAAAAAAACACACACGGAAGGAAAUAUCAUUAACAAUGCAUGCAAAAGCAAUGUAUCAAAUCACAUAAUCUAUUAUAGAACGUAGCUUAUAUUUACAUACCCAUUCUGUUCACUGCCACGGGCUCUUCCUCGACGUAACUUACACAAUGUACAUGUUGCGAUUUUAGAUGAUGACACAUAAUGGGAAAUAGACAGUAUAUCCAUACCUGACCUUCUUGUAUUCGACGAUCUUGAAUUUUACAUCGAUAUAAUCACGAGACAGAGAAAAUCUUUUAUAAUGAAACAGAGCGACGCGCAUUACGACUUUUCAGAUUUAUUUUUUAUCCGGUUACAUGAUUUUUUUAGAUUUUCUAAAUGAAUUUAAACGGCAAUGUCUAUUAUUUUUAAGUCUGCCGGAUGUUAUUAUAUCUAAGAAUAUACUGAUAAGUACCUAAUCGAUAAACUGUAGGCUGUAUUCUGAUAUGUAACAAAGUUGUCUAGAAAAUACAUUCAUCACGAUAUUAUUGAAAUGUGGGCUCUCGCCGUGGUUCCGUUAUCGAGUGAUCAGUCUGCGAUUCGCUUCCUUGAGCGAGUGAUUUUUCUAUUUUGAAUGAAUUAAAUGCGCAGCAUAUUGUUUUUUCUUUUACACAUAUCACACGGAUGCCAUAUGUUAAUAAUGCUAUUGUAUCACUUCUGAUGAUGAGGUGGCUGAUGUUUGCGAAAUGUAAAAAAAAAACAUAUCUACGAAAAAACUAUCAUAUUUUACCAAUUCGAUAAACAUUGCGAAUGAACGUAAUGAAUUGUUAUUCACGUCGUUAGGUCACAAGAAGAUUGAUUUCACCUGACAGAGUGUAAAACGAUCGAAUAUGUUUCCGAGCUCCGUCUGUAGUUUGUUGAAAAAUUGUUGGUUUUGCGAUUUCAUACAUUAAAAUAUACCGCAUUAAGGGGAUCCUAAACCAAAGGCCGAACUCCGAAAAUGUCGAUAAUUUCGAUCAUUUUCUAUGUUACCGGCCUAUGUCUGUCCUUGUAUAGAUGAAAAUAUAGACAAGGAUUGAAAAGUUAUAGUACCUACAUUGCACGAUAAUAGAUCUACACGCAUAACUUUUUUGUUACAGAUCUAAUCCUAAUUCUGAGAACCAUAUUUCUUGAUGUAAUUCACCCUCCAUGACGGUCUCAUUUUGUAACAACAAAUUGUACAAUUUUUAUACGAAGAAAAUGGUGUCACGAGUCGACGUCUUAUUGUCUGCAUUUCUGAAAUUAUUUUCGUUCUCGGUAUAAAAUCGACCGUCGUGGAAAGCAUUAGCACAUAUAUGUGCUAAUUUAACUUUUUUUAAAGGAUUUUUAAAUCCAUAAAAUCAAUAAAAAGAUAUGCGUUUAGUAAAAAUGUCGGUAUUACAGACGGCUUUAGGAUUCCCUUAAAAUUUAGAGGAUUAGGCAUAUAAAAAUAAAGUUAUAUACUGCGUACAACAUCAAACAGGUAACUACGUUACUUGUAAUAUAUUGUAAUAUGACUGAAAUGAUAUGGGACAAAAUGCUUAAAUAAAAAUAACAUGAAUAUAAA
Molecule: messenger RNA, 14555 nt
Organism: Temnothorax curvispinosus
Lineage: Eukaryota; Metazoa; Arthropoda; Insecta; Hymenoptera; Formicidae
Product: dystrophin-like
Exons: 55
Coding region: 99-12602 (4167 amino acids)
Biological process (GO): synaptic signaling
Cellular component (GO): plasma membrane
Molecular function (GO): protein binding; zinc ion binding
Source: RefSeq, a predicted model, not a curated record